UAUUUUUUUUGUCAAAUGCAGUAUUAUUAUCAGAUUGACGACAAUGCAACAUUAAUAGCAUUAGCUGAGAUGGCCGAAAAAUACAAGACGAGAAAGAAUAUUAGGCUGGCACAUUUCAAGGAAUAUUACACAAAACCAGAAGACUUCGAAAACGCUGUCAAAAACCCCCCCAAUGAACUCAAUGAAGAACAAUGGCGACUAAUAUGUCAGUUGUUCACAUCUCCUCAGUUUAUUGCUCGUUCUAAGCAAAAUUCUCUCAAUCGGCAGAAGAUGAAAUACUCUUCAACACAAGGGUCGAUAACAAUGGCCGAAACCCUUCAUGAAAAUCAAAGCAAGGGUUACAUUGAGAAUUGGAAGGAUUGUCAUACAAAGAAAUGCACAAACACCUUUGUCAACGACUAUGCCAAAAAUGAAUGGGAACGGAUGAAGAAUACUUAUGACAGCCGAUCUAGUACUUCUGACUCUACAGAAGUUUCUGAGAUUGAGAUACUCCAUGAGACUCUUGGAGAGAGGCGUGGCCAUAACCGAGGAGUGGGUCGCAAAUUGAAAGGACAAUCAUCAAAACGGCGUACACAACCAACAACUAUUAACCAGCCCGACUUACAGCAGACAGUAGCUCAAUUGCAAAGACAAGUUCAGAUAUUGUCUCAAAAACUGUCUCCUGAGGAACGUGCUGAAAUGGAUCUUGAGAUGAAUAAUGCAGCUCCAACGCAACCAACGCAUCCACGACCAUCUCAUUCUCAUAUGCCUAGAGAUGGAUCUGGUCCAUCUUUUCAGCCAAUGGGUUUUCAGCAUCAGCAAUCGCAACAGACUCCUCUUUCCUUUCAGCAACUACUACAACAACCUCCUAUUCAUUCGUCUGCAUCUUUAACCCCUGAACACAUGAUUCAAUUUCAACAAUAUCAGAUGUUCCAGUCAUUUUUCCAGAUGAUGUCACAGUCGCCAAACAGUUCACAAGUAAUGAUGCAGAUGAUGACACAAUCGCCUCAGACGUCUCAAGUUUCUCAGUCACGGACGCCACAAAUGAUGCCGACACAACAAAUGUCUCAGAUGCCGCAUACUUUUCAGAUGAUGCCGAUACCACAAAGGCAGCAAUAUGGGCAGCAAACAUCAUCGAUGAUGCCUACAUCACAUGGCCAGUAAACAUCGCCAAUGAUGCCUACACCACAUGGGCAGCAAACAUCGCCGAUGAUGCCAAGUUCGCAGGUGCUGCCCUACUACCCACAGAUGCCAAAUGUUCCUCAACAACAAAUUCCGAGAAAUGCUAGUGAUGAUGACGAUGACGAUGCUACUACAAAUUUCUUUUAGUAUUUUUAUAUACGUUUUAUGGACUAUUGAUUAUGUAUUUAUUUAUGUUUUAUGAACACUUUAGUAUUUUAUAUUUCCAUGUAUGACUUUUUAAAAUUUAAUAUGAACAUUUUUAGUUUGUUA
Messenger RNA from Humulus lupulus (European hop), 1431 nucleotides. RefSeq lists its product as uncharacterized. The coding region runs from base 16 to 1143 and encodes 375 amino acids. The transcript has 3 exons. Lineage: Eukaryota; Viridiplantae; Streptophyta; Magnoliopsida; Rosales; Cannabaceae. The record is from RefSeq and is a predicted model, not a curated record.